Andrographis paniculata is the source of this 1119-nucleotide messenger RNA. RefSeq names its product riboflavin synthase. Lineage: Eukaryota; Viridiplantae; Streptophyta; Magnoliopsida; Lamiales; Acanthaceae. Gene Ontology annotation, molecular function: riboflavin synthase activity. The coding region runs from base 257 to 1096 and encodes 279 amino acids. Gene Ontology annotation, biological process: riboflavin biosynthetic process. The transcript is spliced from 3 exons. The record is from RefSeq and is a predicted model, not a curated record.
UAGCCUUUCAGUUGGGCUCUGCCUCUCUUCUUCUUCGUCGAUUUUUCGUGACUCCGUCUGCAGGCGUCGUCUCCGACGAGCUAGCUCCACGUUGAAUUAUUUGGAACAUUUACGUCAUUGCAGUUUAGGUGUCCAGUGACAAAACAAGAAACUUCUACAAAUUAGGGCUUUUCGACAAAUCCAAUUAGAGUCUGAUUCAUCCCCUCAAUUUGAGUUUAUUUCUUCAUAAGUAAGUUAAUUUCAAGAACAUUGGAAGAUGGCCCUCUCCUCUCCCCCUACCUUAAAUUAUCGCCACCGCCUCACGGCCGCCCCUGCAAUGGCAAGGCAAUCAACCAUGUCAUUGCCCCGGAAUAAUCUCAAGCUUUCCUUUCGUACUUCCCUGAAGCCACCACGACUUUCGUCGUUCUUUGUCAAACCCUCAAAGCCCUGUAAUCCCAAAUUCGUCACCAAGUCUAUAAAAUCCAUUUUCACAGGCAUAGUCGAAGAAAUGGGGUCAAUUAAACAGCUAGGAUUUGACCAAAACGACAGCUUCAUCAUGAAAAUCCAGGGGAGAACUGUUCUUGAAGACAUACACUUGGGCGACAGCAUCUCCGUCAACGGAACUUGCUUGACAGUGACUGAAUACAACACUGAAUUGUCCGAAUUCUCGGUCGGGUUGUCCCUCGAGACUCUGAGGAAGACCUCUUUGGGCGAGCUGGAGAGUGGAUCUUUGGUGAACUUGGAGAGGGCAGUGAGCCCUAGCACUAGAAUGGGGGGCCAUUUCGUGCAGGGCCACGUCGAUGGAACCGGGGAAAUCGUCGAUAUGACGCCGGAGGGUGACUCGUUGUGGGUGAAGGUGAGAGUCGAAAGGGGAGAGAUUUUGAAGUACAUUGUGCCUAAGGGGUUCAUUGCUGUGGAUGGGACUAGCUUGACUGUGGUAGAUGUUUUUGAUGAGGAAUUGUGUUUCAAUUUUAUGUUGGUAGCGUAUACACAGCAGAAUGUUGUGAUUCCUUUGAAGAAAGUUGGGCAGAAGGUGAAUUUGGAGGUUGACAUUUUGGGGAAAUAUGUUGAGAGGCUUCUUGCUGCAGGAUUUGUGGAUUCGUUCAAAUCUUCAUAAAUUGUGAUGUUCUAAGCAUAUCU